AUUUGAGCAAUAAAAAGAAACAUUGAAAUACAUUUCUCUCAAAACCAGUUUUUUCUGAUUUCUUCUUUGUGCAAAAAACCAUGGAUUUCUUCUACAUUUGGGAACAUGUCCAAAUCAUUCAAUUUGCAGAAACCACAACCACCCCACAUAUCAAACUAAUAAUACUAACACAUUAAAGAUUUCUUCACUGGAAAAAAUUGACAUCAAUUUUCUCCUUUUUUCUUUUUUUUAGUUUUUCUUUUUCCCUUCUUCUUCUUCUUCUUCCUGGGUUCUUCGUUCUUUCGUUCUCCUCAUCCUUACCAUCAUCUAUAAUGAUGGCUAAGCUUCAAUCAGAUCAGAUCAAACAACUCAAGGACAUAUUCAUGCGGUUCGACAUGAACCAGGAUGGAAGCCUGACCCAAUUAGAGCUGGCGGCCCUUUUGCGUUCUCUCGGGUUAAAGCCCACCGGAGACCAAAUCUACGAUUUGUUGAACAACAUUGAUGCCAAUGGCAACGGCCUGAUUGAAUUCGAGGAGCUGGUUGAGGCGAUUCUGCCCGACAUGAAUGAGGAGGUUCUGAUCAACCAGGAACAAUUGAUGGAGGUUUUCCAGUCGUUCGACCGGGACGGAAACGGGUUCAUCACGGCGGCGGAAUUGGCCGGGUCAAUGGCGAAGAUGGGUCACCCGCUGACGUAUAAAGAGCUCACGGAGAUGAUGCGUGACGCCGACACCAACGGGGAUGGCGUCAUCAGCUUCAACGAGUUUGCUAGCAUUCUGGGCAAAUCUGCAAACGAUUUCCUUGGCCUGACCGUUUCCUGAUGAAAAGGCAGGGGAUCCGAACCCCUUUUUUUACUAAUCCGGGUUUGUGUUUCGUCAAUGUUGCUUUUUUUUUUUUUCUGUUAAUUUGAUAUUCAUCGAAGGGGGAAAAAAAAAAAAAAAGCAAUUCGUAUUUGUAUCGUUUAUCAUCAUCGUCAAGAAGAAGCAUUUGUCAUUUUGAGUUGAUUAGUUUGGCAGAAUGAUCAAAUUCAUGAUUCGUUAGGCCUAAUUUGACCACUUUGGUUUUCUUCUUCGGUGUUUCAUUUUUUUUUUUUUUUUGGAUUAGGGUUUGCUAAUUUCUCUCAGAUUGGGGUACAAAAAAUAUAGGAUCAUGUGUACAUAGUAAUUUCGAAAUCGAACCAUGAUAUUGUUUGGUUCCUGAUUCAGUUUGCAUGUAUCAUUAAAUCAUUCAUUAAACAGUGUCGGACAGGGUAAUGUCUUUUCCUUAGACAUGUUUCAAGUUUGAGCAAGUAUGAACAAACUAUUACCCUCCUAUAGUUCUUUCUUAUGGUGAUGUAAUUUACUACUUGCUUUCAUAGUUCGUAAAUACCAUUAAUUAAAUUGUUGUUUGCCAUCCUAAUUCCCAGUAAAGUUGGAUUAAUUUCAUUGUUAGAGUAAUUCUUAGGGUGAUGCCAAUUACUUGAUGUAAUAUUUUUUAUUUUUAAUAUAUGG
Oldenlandia corymbosa var. corymbosa is the source of this 1466-nucleotide messenger RNA. The record is from the annotation of a GenBank genome assembly. NCBI's taxonomy places the organism in Eukaryota, Viridiplantae, Streptophyta, Magnoliopsida, Gentianales, Rubiaceae.